Molecule: messenger RNA, 649 nt
Organism: Notodromas monacha
Lineage: Eukaryota; Metazoa; Arthropoda; Ostracoda; Podocopida; Cyprididae
Source: the annotation of a GenBank genome assembly
UAAUUUAUGAUCAUUACAGUGACAGAUAGAAUUCGUUCCCUGGCUCAAAUUUCGGUCAGCAUUUGGAGUGACUGAGUGCAAGUGUGUCACGAAAAGUUUUUAUUUUAAUUCUUUUGGCCGAUGCUUGCGUGUAACGCCGCUACCAGCGUGCGGAGUGAUUAGAGUGUCACCUAGGUAACAUUCCGAGAAACUCGCUGCGUCAGUCGCCGGUGGUAUGGUUAGAGCGCUGUCUCAGGACGGCGAAGUGGGAACGAGGAUGACGGCGGAAAGCCGGCGCGCGGACUUUCUCAUGAUGGGUGGCGACGUGAGUCUCGUCGAGGACAACAUGUCCGACGACAUCAGCGAGCUGGACAAGAACUCCAUCAAUUUGCCAGAAGGGAAGGAAGAGCCAAGGAGACCAUCAGGAAUGGCACCGACGACGACGAUAGAGACAGUGACGAUCGUUCGACCGCUCAAGCCCGAACACGGCACUCCCGGGAACCAUCCAAGAAAGGGAGGUCGGGCAGGAAAAGGUGAGGACAGUUGGUCGUGUCGUGUCGACGAACCCGAACGAUUGUCUGUCACUCUGUCGAGUCGUCCUCCUGCUCCUGGGUUAGAGAGAGAGUCCCCUUUGAGUCAGGGUUUCGAUCCCGUGACGAGAAGUGUGUAG